This is a messenger RNA of Oncorhynchus keta (chum salmon), 753 nucleotides long. RefSeq names its product NEDD4-binding protein 2-like. The coding region runs from base 5 to 736 and encodes 243 amino acids. Lineage: Eukaryota; Metazoa; Chordata; Actinopteri; Salmoniformes; Salmonidae. The record is from RefSeq and is a predicted model, not a curated record. The transcript is spliced from 6 exons.
GAGGAUGGACCUCAACAUGGCCAGACUGCUCCACCAGAAAUGGAAGGACACUGUGCAGGAGAAGCAGAGACAAGCAGCACUCUCCUACCAUCUACUACAAGAGAGCUCUGUCCACUGGGGCGAAUCACAGACGGCCAAAACCGGGCUCAGGGACGGGUCACGCCCAGCUCACUUCCUGAUUGGUCCAGACGGCUUUGCGUCUCCGAGUGGCCAAUCGGAGGCUCGGGAUGAGUUGCCAAUCCUGGACCACUGGAGUGUGUCCCGCCCUCAUGUCUCUCUCAGAGACAUCAUGACUGAAGAACGGGCUCUACAGGAGAACAUGGAGAGGUCUGGUCCAGGUGGUGUUAUCAGGAGAGAUGGAGCUGCCAUGAUGAAGGAGACUCAGCUCUUUGACCUGUUCCCCAGCAUAGACAGACACUUCCUACAGGACAUCUUCAGAGAUCACAAUUACUGUCUGGUGCAGACGGAGCAGUUUCUGAGGUCUAUGUUGGACGAGGGCCCUGUUAGAAACGCCCCGUGGCCCCAGAGCACACACCCCGUACUCACAGCAAGGAUCGAGACAAGAAGCGUGCAGCUGCAGCGCCAGUGGCCCCUCCCCCAUCCCUCUCUCAGUACCAGGAUGUGGAGGACCCAGAGUAUGAAGACUUCCGAGCCGAGGCCAGGCUCCAGAGAGGAAGACAGCUGGAGAGCUUCAGCAAGGCUGCAGAGGCUUACAGACAGGGACGCAGAGGUGUAGCUUCCUACUAUGGACAA